AUGUCUUCGGGGGGUCAGCGCAUCGAGUCUAGCUUAGAGUCUGGCUCUAGGUCUGAACAAGAAGCCUCUGGGAGUUCUAGCUCCUCUCCUGAGGUAUCUUCGAGGUCCGAUACCCAAUCGGAUCGAAGUGAGUCUUCAUUGGUUGAAUUGGCGGAUCGAGUUCGUUCUGAUGGGGCGUCUCCGCGAGGUGAAAUUGCGACGUCUCUUCAAAUAGUUCCUUUUGAGGAAGAUGGUCGUGAUGGGAGGGCUGUUGAGCAUGUCGAGGAAGAGGUCGACGAAGGGGGUGAAGAAGAAGACGGUCAGGGCGGGGAAGAGGAACAAGACGAGGAAGCUAGACCUCGACGAAAAGGUUCCAAGCGCAAGGGGGCUAUCAAGAAUCGCUUGGAAAAUAUUCCGUCACAGAUGACGGUUCAGCGCCUGGAAGACUUUAGAUCGCGAUAUGGUUUUCGAGGCGAGUUGAUGGCGCCGGGACCCGAAGAUCGACCAUGGCUAGCUCCAGAGAGCUGGGUCAUGCUUUACGAGGCGUGGUUCAGUCUUUGUCAUCUCUGGUUCCCCCUUCCGAGGUUGUUGACGGACUACGUCCACCGGAGGGGUAUUGCUUUCUCGCAAAUUCUCCCUGCGGGAAUUCGAUUUAUGGUCGCAGCUCUGCUAUUCGGGAGCGAGGCUGGAGUCGACGUCGAUUUGCGUUUCUUCGAGGAGAUGACCAACGUCCAAAAGAACAACUCGAUCCCGGGCACGUACACCAUAAAAGCCAGGAAGGAUUGUUCCCUGGUUUAUCCUGUCAACAGAACACCGAGCUGGGAGGCGUCGUUCUUUUACGCGAAGGUGGAUGAGGCAUUGGUUGUCGACACGACCAGGGAUUUUAGAAGCGAGUGGAGCAGGAGCAUCGAUCGAAACGUUCAGCUCGAAGCGUUCCCGGAGAACUAUCACGAGAAUCUUCAGAAGAUCAGGGCUGUUGGGAUACAACAUUGGCCCGAUAUACAUCGUCGAAGAGUCGAAGCUGCCAUCACUCGUAUCACGAACGCUAGUUGGAGGAGGGAGAGUAACCUGCUAGAAAGAGCUACUGCAAUGGCUCCAAUUCAAGUCAACGCGCCCAGUCUCGCUGCACGCUUGAAGGCAAAGAAGAGCGGGAGUAAGGAUCGAGGUCCUUCUGCAGCUCGGCCUGCGCGCACAGAUCCAGUGCCAGCCCAAGAAGAGGUCGAGGUCGUUCCUCAACCCGAAGUAAAUCUCGAGACUGCAGCAGAAGGUGGGGUCGAGGCUCAGAGUGCCGAAGACCAAGUGUCUACUCGGCAAGUAGACGAUGGAGCUGACGAAGCCACGCAGUCGGCGAGGCGCGAGGAGAAGAAACAGAAGAAGAGAAAGCGCGAGGAGAAGAAAAGGAAGGAAGAAGCUGAGGCUGCUCGCCUCGCCGAGAAGAAGAAGGUCGUCGAGGCUAAGGCGAAAGGUAAAAAGAAGAAAUCUUCCGGGGACGGUGACGAUGGCGGUCAAGUUGGAGCGGAGGCUGCGAGCAAACGGCCUAGGGUUGAUCCAGCUGGCGACGACAAAGCCAAGGGGAUCGACUGGAGCUUCAAGUUCGAAUACCCCGAGUCGAGUGAACCGUUUGUCAACAACGUCGACAAAUGUGCUGAGCUAUUCGAGAUGAUAAGAGGCUCCACUUCCGAGGUCCCUCCCGGUACUGAUGGGGCUUUCAAGGAUAUGGCGAGCUUCGCCUUCAAGUUCAUUGCGAGCUGUAAUCGCGCGAGGGGACAAUACAUGCGCUGGCUCCGGAAUGGUGCAGCUCGGCUGAAGGAUGCCCAGGCUGCUGGGAAAAAAGCGGUGAAGGAACGUGACACCGCUAUCGAGCAGCAGAGGGUUGCCGAGGAUAACUGGCAAACGAUGAAAAGAAAGGCGGAGCAGCUCGAUGUCGGGGUGAAGGAGCUGACAGACAAGAUCGAGGCGAUGAAGCAGGAGAAUCUGGACUUAGUCAACAAUCUUCAAAUUGUUAAUGAGGCUAAGAUUCAGGUCGAGAAGUCGAUCGCCACCGAGGUCGUGCGGGCACAGCGACAGGCUGAUGAGAGGAUCGAGGCGGAGACGACCCGAAUUUGGGCGGAUGCUGAGGCAAAGUAUUCAGGUCGCAUCGAUCGGUUGAGGAUUCGGGUUGCUCAACAAGAGGCGAUCGAGAAGGUUAAGCUCGAUCUAGUUCAGGCUCGAGGUACGCUGGAAUGCCUUGAUUUCUUGAAGGAGCAAGAGAUGUCUGAAGCAGAGUUGAGAGCCGAGCUGGAAUUCUCGAAGCGCGAUUGCGAACAGAAGCUUGAUAACCUCAGCUUCACAGAUCUCGAAGAAGGUGACUUGCCUCCGCCUUACCCUGAAACUUCGGAUGGCGGUUCGGAUCGAGAUAAUGCUGAGGAUGAAGAGAACGACGAGGGCGGCAAUGAGCCCGAAGAAUAG
Messenger RNA from Eutrema salsugineum, 2427 nucleotides. Its product is annotated as meiosis-specific protein ASY2-like. Bases 1 to 2427 code for a protein of 808 amino acids. The transcript has 4 exons. The record is from RefSeq and is a predicted model, not a curated record. NCBI's taxonomy places the organism in Eukaryota, Viridiplantae, Streptophyta, Magnoliopsida, Brassicales, Brassicaceae.